UACACUGGCACAGCCAUGAGCGGGGCACUGACAAUUUUCCUGCUGCUACUAGGGGCGGGUGCUGUGUCGGGUUAUGGAGAAUACCGGAAGCGCCUUCCAAAUGGCGAACGGGUCCCUCAUCCCUGUCGGGCCAACUUCUACUGGCAUGGCGUGGGUCACAUCAACGCUCUUGGUGGAGGAAACCGAAACGACUUUGGCAAAGAUUUCGCUUCUCAAGGUCACAUGUGGACACAAGAUUUGUGCCGUUUAGAUUCUGAUGGUGACGGUAUGACCAACGGUCAAGAGCUUGGUGACCCGAACUGCGUGUGGACUGCAGACAGUGGUAAUCUCCCUUCACGGACAACCGACAUUACUCACCCAGGUGUGUGUGACCCUUUUGACUCCCCUGCCUGUCAAGCGAAGAAUGCGUGGGUUUCGUGUAAAGGGUCAGAACUAGAGUGCGAUGCUCUCAACGCACCAGAUGUGAGGAACUUCACGAUCCGUUUCCCCGAAACCGACGUGCCCGCCGAGGACACCACCUACAUCUGCAUGAUUUUCAACGUCCCCUCUGACCAGGACUACCACUACAUUGGAAGCAAGCCUCUCAUCGACAACGAAAACGUCAUGCAUCACGUCAUAGUCUACGGCUGCUCUGACACAUCAGAGGAACUACCAACAGAACCAUACAAAUGUGGCAUGGAUGCUGGGAAGGGAUGCACAGCAGGUCUAGGGGGGCUGGACAGUUGGUUUCACUGGAACAACCCGAACGAAGUGUCAGGCUGGAAGGACAGUUCAGGAAUGACGUUCUUUUACACCCCCAACUUACGAAAGAAUAAUGGCUCACUCAUGUCACUCGGACAGAUGAACCUAGCAAUCCCCCCUGGACAAUCAGAGGUCACGUUCAGAGGAGAAUGUACAUCUGAAUGCACACGAAAACUUAUGACAGAGCCCAUCUAUGUCCCAACAGCCUUGAAUCAUAUGCAUUAUUUAGGUAGAUCAGCGUCCGUAGAGCUGAGGCGAAAUGGACAAAGGGUCCGCUAUCUGACCAAUGAACCAGAGUACAGCUAUGACCAGCCUCUCUACUUCAACUAUGACGAUCCAGUUGAGCUUCUUCCUGGAGACAGCUUAGUGACCACCUGCAAAUUCGAAUCAACGUAUAAGAAGAACUGGGUAUUCUACGGCGAUGGAACAUCAGAUGAAAUGUGCUUUGGGUUCCUUUGGUACUACCCAGAACAUGCUCUGAAGAAUGGGGGAUGUGUGUCGUGGAAGAGCAUCAAUAUUUGUGGGCGUGAGAGCCUCAUUGAGAAGAACUGCAACGUCUGGGAAUUUGUAUUUCAAGUCGAUGCUGAGUCUAAGGCGCUCUUCAAGUCCGUGAACGUCUACUGUAAUCUCCUGUCCGAUUUGUGCACCCCCGAAUGCAAGAUGGCGGUCAUGGACAUCCUGAAACACCCUUGCUUAAGUGGAGGCGAUGUCUCAGACUAUGUCAGAAAUCUCAUGCGUAGAUCCAAAGAAGGGCUGGAGUUCCUCGGCAAGCUGGCAAUGUGCGAUGUGAAUAAGAAUGACUUUAACUAUCCCCAAUCCGGUGGCGCAGGAACCCAUGUGGCCUCCCUGACGUUGAUCUUCCUCGCGGUGAUCAUGGCUUAGAUUCAGUCGACAAAGUUUUGGUUUUUCCAUUUUUUAGUCUUUUCUAAAAUGUUGGCUUGCAUUUAAAGUCAGAUGUAGUACUAUUCUCGGUGUAUGGCAGUGUUAAUGAAAAUACCCCGAAAACCCGGGCCCAAGUAGUCAAAAUCUUUCUGAUAUUGGACAAUUAUUAAACGCUUGGAUUGGCAGUUUUUG
Messenger RNA from Haliotis rubra (blacklip abalone), 1815 nucleotides. RefSeq names its product DBH-like monooxygenase protein 1 homolog. Lineage: Eukaryota; Metazoa; Mollusca; Gastropoda; Lepetellida; Haliotidae. The coding region runs from base 16 to 1623 and encodes 535 amino acids. The transcript is spliced from 10 exons. Gene Ontology annotation, molecular function: dopamine beta-monooxygenase activity; copper ion binding. The record is from RefSeq and is a predicted model, not a curated record.